CCUGCUACAGGACUGAUUAAAGAUGGUGGCUAUGCUAUUCAUGAAAUUAAAGGAACAAAAAGAAAGCUUUCUUGUCUAAAUGUCUGUGGUGGAAUUGGGGACAAACGCUGUGGUGAUGAGUCCGCCUGCAGCUCCCUCUUGUGGGGCACCGGCCACCGAAUUUCCUGCAGCGAAAAUGGGCAAAGCAGAGCGGACAGCGGCCCCAAGCGAAGCAGAUCCAGCAGCGACCCCAGACGAAGCAGAGCCGGCAGCGACCCCAGGCGAGGCAGAGCCGGCAGCGACCCCAGGCGAUGCGGAGCAGUAGCUAACUCCAGGUGAUGUGGAGCAGCAGACAAGCCAAGGCUAUGCGGAUGUGGCAUCCCUGAGCGGUGCAAGGCAGCCAUCCCUGGGCGGUGCAAGGCAGGCAUCCUUGGACGCUCUAAGGCAGGCAUCCUUGGACGCUGCGGGCGAGGCAGAGCUAGCAACCCAGGUGACAGUGACAGCGGACCCACAAGAGGUGACGGCGGCAGUGCACCCUCGGGAUUCGACCCCAGGAGGGGAGCCCCUGGCCAUGAAGACGGCAGCAGGAGCUCCCCUGGUAAAGGAAUCGGGACUAGCUGGGGUGCUGGGGUUGACCCUCUUCAUGGCUACUGCG
This is a messenger RNA of Polyodon spathula (Mississippi paddlefish), 634 nucleotides long. RefSeq names its product galectin-3-like. Lineage: Eukaryota; Metazoa; Chordata; Actinopteri; Acipenseriformes; Polyodontidae. Bases 80 to 304 code for a protein of 74 amino acids. The transcript has 2 exons. The record is from RefSeq and is a predicted model, not a curated record.